AUGGAUUGGGCCUUUCCUAGGGUGGUGUGUACCCUCCUUAUAGAUCCCUGGAUUGAGCAGCCCUCCGGUGGGGACCCUGUGUAUGUGUGCACAGCCAUGGAGCAGAAGAGCACAGCUAACUCACAGAAAGAUGCCCCUCAAACUGCACACGUCUGACCCUUCAGGAUGACUUCCACCGUGUGCCCAGCUAAGACAGGCAUCUUUGAUGUCUCCCCACACCUGCUAGAUUACCUUUUGGCCCAUUUGGGAGAUUUCAUGUCUUUUUACUUCAAGAACUCCCAGGACAACCUGAGCUGUGUCUGUGAUAACCUUGGGCACCAUGGCUGAGUCUGGGCCUGGGCAGCCCCCUACUUUGAUGGGGAACUGCUCCUGCCUGAUGAUUACAAGAUCUUCCAGGAUAUUUAGGCUUUUCAAGACCCAAAUGGUUUAGCUGAGUACCAUGCCACAGUGCCCUGUCCCUUACCUCUAGGCUCAGGCCAGCUGUCAGUGGCCCCACAGCCACCUUUAGUGAGGCAGUUCUUGGAGGUCCUAGCACUGAAUUUGGGCACUACUUUUAGGCCUAACCCAGCUGAUCUGGCCACCCCUGCUGUGCCCAGGCCCAGUUCUGCAUCUGGAAAUGCUCUACCCAAGUAG
Molecule: messenger RNA, 633 nt
Organism: Fukomys damarensis (Damara mole-rat)
Lineage: Eukaryota; Metazoa; Chordata; Mammalia; Rodentia; Bathyergidae
Gene: Rtl10
Product: retrotransposon Gag like 10
Source: RefSeq, a predicted model, not a curated record